Molecule: messenger RNA, 2330 nt
Organism: Toxoplasma gondii ME49
Lineage: Eukaryota; Apicomplexa; Conoidasida; Eucoccidiorida; Sarcocystidae
Product: dihydrolipoyllysine-residue succinyltransferase component of oxoglutarate dehydrogenase
Exons: 13
Coding region: 254-1666 (470 amino acids)
Biological process (GO): tricarboxylic acid cycle
Cellular component (GO): oxoglutarate dehydrogenase complex
Molecular function (GO): dihydrolipoyllysine-residue succinyltransferase activity
Source: RefSeq, a predicted model, not a curated record
CUUUCUCUCCGCGCAAGUUCCCUCCCAUCUUCUUCUGUAACCCACGGGACAUUUUUCUCCUCGAGAGGAUACCUCCUUUCGCGUCCGCUGUCUCGCGUUUCGUUUUCUCCACAGCGAAGCGCCGCUGUGGGUCCAGCUCAGGCCUUUCCUCUGCCCGAGUUUUUGCCUCCGCUUCUCUCCUCUGUCGUUUCUUGCUUCGUGCCUUCUUCUGCUUUCUUUCUCCUGUUUUUCGCCGUCUCGUCUUUUCUUCAAGAUGCCGGUCCUUGCUGCAGCGGCAGCCGCGUCGCGACGGGGGCUCUCGUCCCUGCUGCUGCCUGUGGAAUGCCGACCGCGUUUCUCCGCCGGCGUCUCAAGCGCAGUGCAAGCAGGAAAGAAAGUGUGUUCGAUCAAAAGCGCCUUUUCAGCGGUCGCCAGACAUAGAAGUCGCCCUCUCGCUUCUCUGUCGUCUCUCGCCACUCCGAGCUUGGCUUUUCGUGAUGCUCGCUGGACGUCCGUCACCUCUCGCUGCUUCUCGUCUGCGGCCGGCGCGGAGACGGUUGUUCCGGUCCCGUCCAUGGGAGACUCGAUUACGGAGGGGAGCUUGAACGAGUGGAAGAAGCAGCCGGGAGAGUACGUCAAAGAAGGGGAACUCGUCGCCGUCAUCGAUACGGACAAGGUGUCAGUCGACAUCAACGCACCGCAGGCGGGCAGAAUCGUCAGAUUCGAGGCAAACGCAGGAGACACGGUAGAGGUUGGAAAGCCGCUCUACGUGAUCGACCCAACUGCGCAACCUGAUCCCGCAGAACUCGCCGCUGCUGCUGCCGCUGCAGCCGCCCCCGCCACUCCUGUGAAAACGGAAGCAGCGAAACCUGUUUCGCCUCCAGAAAAGUCAAGCGUUCCUCAGCCUGCUCCGAGUGUAUCUCCACCGAAGCCGGCGCCGGCGCCCAAGAAGCCUGCAAGCCCCGUCGUCGCUGUGCAGAGUCCUGGAAGAGAGGAAAAGAGAGUGCCAAUGAGCCGCAUGCGUCAGAGGAUUGCAGAGCGGCUGAAGGGUGCACAAAACACAGCAGCCAUGCUGACGACGUUUAAUGAAUGCGACAUGGGAGCUCUCAUGGCGAUGAGAAGCGAAUUGAAUCCGGCAUUCCAGGAACGUCACGGAGUUAAAAUGGGCUUUGUCUCGGCCUUCAUGCUCGCGAGCGCCAUGGCGAUGAAGAAGGUUCCAGAGGUCAACGCGUUCAUUGAAGGCAACGAGAUUGUUUACAAAAGCCAUGUGGACAUCAGCGUCGCGGUGGCGACUCCGACAGGUUUGAUGGUUCCCGUCGUUCGAGACUGCGAGAGGAAAUCGUGGCCAGAACUUGAAAAGGAGCUUGCACAUCUUGCCGUGAAGGCACGCAACAACCAGAUCGCUCUGGAAGACAUGGCGGGUGGCACCUUCACCAUCUCGAACGGCGGCGUGUACGGCAGCAUGAUGGGUACUCCCAUCUUAAAUCCUCCACAGUCUUCGAUUCUCGGCAUGCACGGCAUCACAAAGAGAGCUGUUGUGAAGAACGACCAAGUUGUCAUUCGCCCGAUGAUGUACCUGGCCCUGACGUACGACCACCGACUCAUCGACGGCAGGGAGGCGGUGACAUUUUUGUGUCAUAUUCGCGACUACAUCGAGGACCCGCGCUUGAUGCUUCUUGACCUCUGAAACGGUUUUUCGUUCGAUAUGUCCAUCGGUUUUGCCGUUCCACUAGCGGACACCGAGCAAACAUGUGUGCAGGUCAGAUGGGUGGUUCUCGUGCCUCCGUUUGGCCAUGGAAAAUAUACAUUUUAACGCGAUUUAAACCACGCAAGAUGUAAACGUUCCUCCGAAGGGGACAUUCCCACUCGACCUUUCGUCUGUGACAAACAACGAAGACUUCUUCCCGCUCCCAGGAGGCAAUCGCACCCGUCGCGCUGUCCUGUGGUGGAGGUUUUCCCCUACCAUUUCGACGAUAGACCGUUUAUCUUUUAUGUUGUAUGGACACUCUUCCUCAACGCAGUGUGGAGUGAGUGCAGCAGAGAGUCGACACGGAAAGUCAUGACUUGAUGUGGGGUCCGUGUCUGAGCUGGAAGGGUUUCGGUAUUUGCAGCAGAGUUUUGACCAGCGUGUAGGUGGCGCUGUAUUCACACAAGCUACACUCAUGCAGAGCUCAGCUUGAACAAGCCGAACGUUUUCCGGAAGGGGUUUUGUCUUGGCUUAGCAACUUUCCCGUUUGCUCUAUUGUAUUCGAGGAAAAAACGAAUGGCGUGUUGAGAACCACCACCAGAACCACGUGGUCCAAGACCGCCUACACCUCGCAGACUCCCUUUGCAGAAACGCUCAAACAUCC